AUGCUGAGGCUGCCCUCCCUGGUGGGGCUGCUGGUCUGGCUGACGUCUGCCGCCGCGGCACCCGUGCCUCCUGCAGGCAGCCCCCUGUCUGACAGCGAAUACCAGCUCUUCUUCUCCAGCCUGCGCCCACCCUGGAAGGCCCAGGCGUCCUGCCACCUGCGGCAGGUGUACGGCUGCCUCAGCCCCGCCGUCCUGCGGCUGGACCAGCAGGAGAACCACGGCCAUGUCCCCAAAGGACCUGUCUGCUCUGCCGUCCCGGAGGCACGGUGGUUCCAGAGCUUCUGCCAGUUCGCCCAGUACCGCUGCUCCAAGCGCAAAUUCUACAUCAAGCGAAUCCCGUGUCCGAGUGGCUCUCCUCCAAAAGGCCUUCUUCGUCCAGCAGAGAGGCUUCAUGCUGUGGGCUUCCAGGUGAAGGAGGAAAGCUCUCCUACAGAUGGAGCACCCGAGCAGGCCUCUCUUUCGCCCACCGACAUCCACCUGCACUCCAACGUGGACAUGCUCCUGAAGUACUCCUACGCGCUGUCAAGCCAGAAACCCUUGGCGAGGAAGCUCCCCCCGGCCCUGCCAGUGGUGCAGACCCUCGGGGACAGGGGGCUGCCUGAGCCCACACCAACCCUGCUGGUCCCGGCCCCCCUGGCCCCCUCGCCACCCUACAGCCAAGCAGAGCGAGCCUGGCAGCGCCGCCUGCAGCACAGCGUCCGGCAGCUCAUCGGCUUGGCCCUCACCUUGGAGACCUCAGCGGGCACGGAGACUCUACACCGGACCCCGACACCAUGUCAGAGCCUAGGGAGAGUGCCCAGCGGUGCCGAGGAGGGGAUGCAGGAGGAGGCCUCCCGUGGCAGCCUUUUAGCCCUGAAGAAGAAGGAAGCAGUGAUGAUCCUGUGCUAUGCAGUGCUGGAGGGAAUCUGUGUUUCAUCAGUUGUCACCCAGGCCUGGAAGGAGAUGGAAGGAAAAAUCCUCGGCUUUGGAGAUUCGGUGUGCGACAGCCUUGGGCGGCGGCACAUGGACCUGUGCCCUGACUGUGCCUUCUGCUCACUGAAGAGGGAGCAAUGCCAGAACUCCAACAACCUGAGGCGUGUUCACUGUGGGAAAGGCAACUUCAUCACCUACAUCAACCCCCAGAUCUCAGCCCAGCACCAGGCUAUGGGCAACAAGACCGGCUUCCCAGAGCCCUACGGCAUGCAGUUCUCCCAGGGGCUGCGAGCAGAGUACUGGUGCAGCCAGAUAGCCACCCAGGGCUGCGAUGACCCUCGUGUGAUGCUCUGGCUGCAGGCAGAGUACGCCGCCUUCCGAGCCGGGGACACCCCAAGCCAGAUCUGCGACUCGGGUGGAGUUCAGCACCCCAGUUACUGCGCCUUCAAGAGCCACCAGUGUCUGCAGCACAGCCUCCACAACCAGAAGGUGGUUCGCCAUGGCUGCCUCAGAAACCAGACUUACCAUGUGCUGAGCAAGGAGGAGGGAGAGGAGGAAGUCAGGCGGUGGCACCAGAGGUUCCUCAGCCUCAUCGAAGGGUGAGGCAUGGUGGUGGGAGACGCACAUGAGGCACAGGGCUCCAGAGCAGGCUCUCCAGAGCCGUGGCAAUGUGGAGAACCUGGACAGAUUCGGACGGCUCUCCAGAGACUCCUCGUGGCCAGGUCUUGCCACCUGAGAACCUGCUCUGCAUUCAUGGCAGCAACACACCAGGAUGGGAGCAACAUUCAACAGCAUUUCACUGUGCUGUCUACUCAAACUCCUUCCUGAAAGAGUUUUCUCCAGCCGAAGGAGUGGCUGAGCACUGGAGAAGGCGUUGGCCCCAGGACGUGGAUUUAGACCCACCAGCCCAAGUGCCUGAAGAUCCCAGCAACCUCUGGCUUUCCUGCCCCUGCAGGCCGAUACGAAUCAGUAACGCUCUCAAGGCUGAGUCUUAUUUUAUAAAAAUGAGACCACAAACCUAACUUGUGCCCUUCUCUCUGCUGCUGCCACUCUGUCAGACCCCCUGGAGACCCCUCUCGCAUCUGAGCGGGCUCCCCACUUCCCUCUGCAUGGCUCACUGGUGUUGCUUGCUCACCACUGCCCACGUGGCCCUUGUGACAAGGCUCUGAGGGCAAGGUUCCCUCCAGGUCUAAACA
Messenger RNA from Anas platyrhynchos (mallard), 2108 nucleotides. RefSeq names its product acrosin binding protein (gene ACRBP). The record is from RefSeq and is a predicted model, not a curated record. NCBI's taxonomy places the organism in Eukaryota, Metazoa, Chordata, Aves, Anseriformes, Anatidae. Gene Ontology annotation, cellular component: nucleus; acrosomal vesicle.